AACAAGUGUUACCUGUAUGGUCUCAUGUAUACUUGGCAAGCUAUUGUGUUUGUUUGAGUAGUGUGUGAUGAACGUCACACGGCUGUAGACUGGUGUUGCCAUCUAAAGGCUAUUUAAGCAACACUUCCGAUCGGUCAUACGUCCAGCGAUCAAUGAAUGGGAAUGUUCACUGUUUAUCAGGUUUGGAGUUAAUGCAUUCAGCGUUUUAUUAAGGAGCGAUAUUGUUGUAAUUGAGCCGACUGUGUCUCGGUCUGUCUGGUGUCUGUGGAAUUUAUUCUUCCUUCGCAUUCAUUCAUCCACGACAGCAGGUUCGAGAAGAGAGAUAAUGUUUAUCAUAUUCAGUGACCUGUUGCCAUAACCCGUUCGGGCUUACCUGCCUACCGUAAAAAAAAAAUCUGUGAUAGCACUGUGGUGUUUCACGGAGGCAGUAAAUCGCAUUCACAUGACCUCAGCACAACAUAAACACAACCAACAGCAUGUGCUUGGAGCUCUCCAGUCAAUACAGACCCAGCGUAGUACUAUACAUUCCUUCAAUGCUGUGAGUGCCAUCCUUACCGUUGAGGCAGAGAAUCUGGUGGAGGAUUUGCUGUCACUCACGGACUGCCCACGAGGGAGGGAGGAGUUGGAGAAUCUGUGGAUGCAGGGUCAGUCCUAUAUCCAUCGCUUGUUCACAGCUUGCUGACACAGAUGUGGAUUGGAUGGCCAGUGCUUGAAUGGAUGUAAUUAGGCAGUGAAUGUGUUGUCAGUGGAGCUGUCAUCGUAGUGGAUACCUCAGCUUAAGGUGCUGUCGUUGUUUGGAGACUGGCACACCUGUUCCUAGUUAACCUGCUAUUUGCAUGUGGAUCUUCACAGUGUUAGUGCAUACAACCAAACUUUGUGUUUAUCGGGAUUCUGUAAAUAAGCACAUUAGCUGUUGCUUACCCUGCAGUGUGUAUUGAUGCAAUGUGAAGUUCGGAGUAUGGUGAGCCUUGUGUGUUUAUAGCGGAAGAUUUGGGCAUAAACAUAUCUUAUGGUUGUGAUAUUUUCAAGUCUUUCUAUAAUUUAUGCAUAAUAAGUAACAGUAGUGAAGCUAUUGUAUAUGCAAGUGACAGGUGUGUUAAUAUCUUGGGAGAUUUGGAGAUUGGCCUGAAGAAGGAAUAAAUCAUAGCCUGAUUCAUUCAUAACUGUGCUUGUGCUCACUGCUUGACACUGAUCACCAAGAUAGUGUUACGUUUAGGAUAAUUGGGAAUAUACCGUGUGUGGAAGAACUGAAUUGUCAACAUGCAGGGGGAAAUUGGAAGCAUACAAGACCUUCAUUCACAACAACUGCAACGUCUACGGAACCGGCGCCACACCUUAGCCAAUGUUCGGUCAGGGGACCUGGCUGAUCAAAGACCUAAAAGUUUUGAUGUGGAGAAUGGUGCAGCCCCUGGCAGGAGUCCCCUGGAGGGUGGGGGGAGCCCGUCAUCAGGGCUGGUCCUGCAGAACCUCCCCAAGCGCCGGGAGUCCUUCCUGUACCGAUCUGACUCCGACUAUGAGCUGUCUCCCAAGUCCAUGUCCCGCCACUCCUCUAUGCAGGGAACAGAACCUGUGCAUGCAGAAGACCUCAUCGUCACCCCGUUUGCACAGAUUCUGGCAAGUCUACGGAGUGUCCGGAACAAUUACCUGGCCCUCACCAAUGUCCCGAUUCCAAAAGACAGUAGUCAUCCAAUAAGUAAAGUUCACCGAGAAAAUGAAAGACCUAGGCGAGGUUCAUCCGGCCCCCACGGCCAUGGACUGCUGUCCCAUGCAUCACAGCAGUCCCCACAGCAUCACCAUAUGCAACAGCUGUCCCCCAGCGGCAACAAGCUGCAAGAUGACACAUACAUGAAGUUGGCAGUGGAGACCCUGGAGGAGCUAGACUGGUGUCUGGACCAGCUAGAGACCAUCCAGACACAUCGCUCCGUCAGUGACAUGGCAUCUAGCAAGUUCAAACGAAUGUUGAAUCGAGAGCUGAGUCACUUCGCCGAAUCUAGCAAGUCUGGAAACCAGAUAGCAGAGUUUAUUUGCAAUACUUAUUUAGACAAACAACAGGAAGUUGACAUCCCAACCUUGAAAGUCGACACAGUGGAAACAGUCACUAAGGAGAUCCCCGACAAGAAUCGGCCUAUGUCCCAGAUACAGGGAGUUCGGAAACUGAAACAUGCCAACAGCUUUACAGGAAUUGUGCCAAAACAUGGAGUGGAUACACCUCAUAAAGAAGAGCUAGCACGAUAUUUGAAUGACGUUGACAAGUGGGGGAUUGAUAUUUUCAAAAUCUCUGAAUACUCAACCAACAAACCUCUUACCAGCAUCACAUACACAAUAUUUCAGGAAAGAGAUUUAUUAAAUACAUUCAAGAUUCCUGCACAUACUCUAGUCACCUAUUUGAUGCACUUGGAAGAACAUUACCAUCGAGAGAACGCCUAUCACAAUUCCAUCCACGCCUCUGACGUCACGCAGUCCACGCACGUGCUCCUCAGCGCACCUGCCCUUGAAAGUGUGUUCACAGAUCUGGAGAUUCUGUCAGCUAUAUAUGCAUGUGCCAUUCAUGACGUUGACCACCCAGGUGUCACCAACCAGUACUUAGUCAACACAAGUUCAGAGUUGGCCCUGAUGUACAAUGACGAGUCCGUGCUGGAGAACCAUCAUCUGGCUGUGGCGUUCAAACUUCUCCAGGAGGAGAACUGUGAUAUCUUUGUCAACCUCAACAAGAAACAGAGACAGACGCUGCGCAAGAUGGUCAUAGACAUGGUGCUUGCGACAGACAUGUCAAAACAUAUGAGUCUUCUGGCUGAUCUGAAGACAAUGGUAGAAACGAAGAAGGUUGCCGGCUCCGGAGUGCUAUUGCUGGACAACUAUACUGAUAGAAUACAGGUUCUCCAGAACAUGGUUCACUGUUCGGACCUCAGCAACCCAACGAAACCCCUUGAUAUAUACAAAAACUGGGUGGAUCGCAUUAUGGAUGAGUUUUUCAGACAGGGAGACCGUGAACGAGAUCAAGGUCUUGAUAUUAGUCCGAUGUGUGACCGGCACACUGCAACUGUGGAAAAGACUCAGGUUGGAUUCAUCGACUAUAUUGUCCACCCACUGUGGGAAACAUGGGCAGACCUGGUCUUUCCAGACGCCCAGGAUAUCCUGGACACGCUGGAGGACAACCGUGACUGGUACCAGACAAUGAUACCAAUCUCCCCCUCUUCCAGUUUCUGUAGCAAUAAGACAGACGAAAAGGAUGAUCAGGAAACCACAAAGUUCCAGUUUGACCUUGAAGAGGACAAAGAGAAUGAAGGUCAAGGUAGCAGCCCAGUUGUCAUGUGUGUAAUUCCAGAAGGAUCGGACUCAGAUCAGCGAGGACUUGAUAAGAAAUGAAGCCUCUGUGUAGAGUGAUAGUAGCUAUAUGUUUGAGCUGACAUCAAUUCUGACAACACUACAAAUGCUGACUCUCGUUUGGUCAUGGCCGGCCAAUAUUUCUGUGCGUUGAUGGAUACUCGAAGAAGCUAGAUGACGAACUCAUUAUUUUCAGUUGCACAUGAAAUUCACUCAGGGAAGAGCACGGCAAUGGUACAAGCGGCGAGCUACCAACGAACAUCCGAUUGAGCUAGGCUGGUGCCAUGUUGCCCCAGGGGCAUGAAAAACUGCAAGCAGUGACAGUGCUGUUGUUGUUGUUGAUGACGUUGACAGAAUGAUCUCCACAUGACGUGUUACCUGUCCUUUUAGCCAAUCCGGCGUCCUCUGACACACAUUGUGAUUAACAUGGACAAGGGGGAUAACUCUUGCUGAGCUCCCCCGAUCUGUUGCAUAGAGACAAAGACUUGUGUAGAUAUGUUGAAAGACUAAAACAACUGAUAUGUCAAAAUGGCAAACUGUACACAGGAGAGUGUUUCUUGCCCAUAGCAAGGAUAGUUCAUUUGUAUAUGUGAUUUUUGCAUAUUUGGGGCAUUUAAUUUAACCAAUAAUUUAAAGAUUUAUUAAGCAGCUUGAAGUGGGUCCCGUGUGACAACUGUGAUACAUUCAUUAUUUCAAUUCCGUCAAACUGUGUCAUUGCAAAUGUUUGGUUCGAGUAUCUUCGCUCAGACAAUUCUCGUCGAGAGACGACUGGACGUGUCUAGUCUACUGAGAACGAGGAAUUCUCAGUUCUAAAUUGAACUCUCUCCAGUCUGGGUUUCAACUUCGAAUACAACGUAGCAGUUGUUUUUGUAGCAUAAUUUUCAAAAUAAUAGUUAGAUGGUUCAGUGUAGCAUAAUGAAAAAGUGCAAAUAAGUGUUAGGACUGCAUAGUGUUUUCUUAUCAUGUUUACUGUUAUCAUAAAUUGAAAAUAACAAUUUUUUAUAUGUUUCUUGCUAAUCCACUAACUUUAUAACACAAAAACUGUUGGAUUGUUGAGAAAAUGAGUUAGCUUUGACUCUUGUGACUUACUGUUUAACAUGUGAAAUCCCUUGCAGCUGAUCGAAGCUAUGUCUGACAACAGUUCUGUGAUAAUGUGUAUUACCGCAAGGGACAAGGGAGGGGACACCGGGGUUGGGUGGGGAGGGUUUAAGGAGAGGCAGUCCCUCUACCAUUACAUGCUUUCGCGUUGUUCAUAGAACCUAUUUAUUUAAGUUAUUACUUUAUCAAGGUUGUUUGCAGUUCACACUUCUUUAAAAUGUCCCAUUCUUAAAACAAAUUGCUAACUUGUUGACAAAAUGGCAGCUGAUGCUAAUCGGGUUGUUUUUUCCACUCAAGAACUGGUUACGCAUAACAGCUCAGUCCAACCAAGACUUCACUCUUUACUUUCAAGACUUCACUCUUUACUUUUAAAACUUCACUUCUUGAAUGUUAAUCAGAAUUUAUUAGGGAUUUUGAAUUUUAAAAUAUAUUUAUUAUUUGAAUGAUUGUAUGAAACUUUUCUUGAAAGUUGAUGCAUGCAUAAAGAUGAAAUUCUUAGUGGUCAUGUAACUUGCACUAAUUAAUUUUGGCACGCUUGUAAAAGUUUUCUUAUGAAGGCAAAGUUUAGUCACCAAAGUUUUAGCAUUUAUAAGACACAAUUUUAAUUUAGUCUGUUGUAUUUUAUAUAUUUGAAUGUUAUGGAAAAUACCCACAUUUAACAAUGUGGACAAAUUUUAUAUUAUGCAUAAUUUAAAAGGAGAUAUUUUCCAAAUAUGGACAUUAUUUAGAUAUUUUAACUGGUGAUUGGACAAAAGCUAAGAGCAUAUUCAUAGUCUACGAUGUUCACUUGUAGUGAAUAUGAGAUUAUUGUCGGCAUUCUAUCCGAUAUCUACAUAUCUUGCUGAUUCCACAGGUCUGUUGUGUUUAACACUAAGAGUCUUUGUUCAGUGAUCAUCAACAUUAUCAGCUUCAUUACAUUCACGAUCAACUCAUCUGUCAUGUUAUCACUCACUCUAGUAUUUAUUAAGUCUCAGGCCAUACAGGUGUCACGUGAGAUUCUGUUUUUGUAGUUUGGGAAGUGAACUUACAGCUGGCUCGAACUUGAAUCCUUACAAAGGAUAGUUUUGUUGUUGUUUAUUUGUCCAAUGCAAGAAUAGUCACUGUUGAUUUAUGCAUUUAUUGCAAUACAGAGGACUAGAACAAAAUCGUUAAUCUUGUGUUAUCUUAGGACGUUGCUGUCACCGUUUGUCAAAGUGCCACAUUUACCAAACACAUAAAGUAAAAAAUUAUUUGUUAAUGUUUCGUUAUGGUUUAAAAAGACUGUAAAUUGACUUCCCUAUGCAUCGCACAUAGAUGUUACGAUAUUAAUUAGCAGGGUUCUCACUACGUUUAUGUCUGUCGGAACCAUUUUUGACAUGGCGUUCUUAAUGUUUUUCUAUGUCACGACUGUUCUUGACACAAUGCUCAUCAUCUUCACUCUGUCAUGGCUGUUAGUGACGAUGUGUACUUGAUCCUCACUGUGUCACAACGGUUCUCGACAUUGUGGUCUCAGACGGCGAUGUGUCAAAAUGGUGGAGGAGACAGAGAGCGCCCUUGAUGUACACUCCUCAUGCGAAUCAUGUACUAACCAUGUGAUAUCAUUGCCCCUUCCUUCCCAUGGUUCCAUGCUGCAGGAACCAGCUAAUAUUUAAAUUAAAAUUCUUUAAUUGCCA
Molecule: messenger RNA, 6074 nt
Organism: Haliotis rubra (blacklip abalone)
Lineage: Eukaryota; Metazoa; Mollusca; Gastropoda; Lepetellida; Haliotidae
Product: cAMP-specific 3',5'-cyclic phosphodiesterase 4C-like
Biological process (GO): signal transduction
Cellular component (GO): perinuclear region of cytoplasm; nucleus; cytosol
Molecular function (GO): 3',5'-cyclic-AMP phosphodiesterase activity
Source: RefSeq, a predicted model, not a curated record